CUUCCUGUCCAGGGCGGCUGAUGAAACUGAAAGUGCUUCUGCUGCAGCUGGGUUUUUUUUUUUUUUCACCUUCAGUCCUGUGAACACCACGGGGGGGUGAAUCCGGUCGGGGGGUGGAAAACCCUGGGCCCUGGGUAAAGCAUGAACGGAAGAGUGGAUUAUCUGGUCACGGAAGAAGAGAUCAACCUUUUCAGGGGACCCUCAGAACUUGACAACUAUCAACAGACAUGAACAUUUACAUAUAGAAGAAUCGAAAAAGGAGGAUCGUAUAUGAAACUGAAUCUCUGAUCUCUAUCUCUUGUUUUUUGAAAGUACAUAAUAAGUUCUUCCUCAGUCGCCUGGCCCAGAGUGCUGCCAUCUACAACUGCCAUGGCUCAGUACAAGGGUGCCGCCAGUGAGGCGGGUCGCGCCAUGCAUCUGAUGAAGAAGCGAGAGAAGCAGCGGGAGCAAAUGGAGCAGAUGAAGCAGCGGAUCACUGAGGAGAACAUCAUGAAGUCAAACAUUGACAAGAAAUUCUCAGCUCACUAUGACGCAGUAGAGGCCGAGCUCAAGUCCAGCACCGUUGGUCUUGUAACCCUGAAUGACAUGAAGGCCAAGCAGGAAGCGCUGGUGAAGGAGCGGGAAAAGCAGCUGGCUAAAAAAGAACAGUCCAAAGAACUUCAGCUAAAGCUGGAAAAACUUCGAGAAAAAGAGCGCAAGAAGGAAGAGAAGCGCAAGAUCUCUAGCCUGUCCUUCACCUUAGAUGAGGAAGAGGAGCCUGAGGAAGAAGAGGAAGAUAUGGAUGAGGAAGAUCUAGAAGGGGAAGGCAGUGUAGACAUGAAGAAGAACAGACCUGGUUCCUACCUUCAGAGAAUUAGCAGUCUAAGUGGAGAAGAGAUCCCUUCAAAGAAGAGAAAAUUGGGGAAGAACCCAGAUGUGGACACAAGCUUUCUUCCUGACCGUGACCGAGAGGAAGAGGAAAAUAGACUCCGAGAGGAGCUUCGGCAGGAGUGGGAGGCCAAGCAGGAGAAGAUCAAGAGUGAAGAGAUUGAAAUUACGUUUAGUUACUGGGAUGGCUCUGGGCACCGUAGGACCGUGAAGAUGAAGAAGGGGAACACGAUGCAGCAGUUCCUGCAGAAGGCCCUGGAGAUCCUGCGGAAAGACUUCAGUGAGCUGAGGUCGGCAGGAGUGGAGCAGCUCAUGUACAUCAAGGAAGAUCUGAUCAUACCUCAUCAUCACAGCUUCUAUGACUUCAUCGUCACCAAAGCCAGAGGGAAGAGCGGUCCACUCUUUAACUUUGAUGUCCAUGAUGAUGUUCGGCUACUCAGUGAUGCCACAGUAGAGAAGGAUGAGUCACAUGCAGGAAAGGUGGUGCUGAGGAGUUGGUAUGAGAAGAACAAGCAUAUUUUCCCAGCUAGCCGCUGGGAGCCCUAUGACCCAGAGAAAAAGUGGGACAAGUACACGAUCCGAUAAGCACCUGUAAAAGACAGCAUGUGAUCUUUGCCUCACCUCUCCUCCAUCCCCAUCCCCACCUGUCCACUCACACUCUCCUUCUCAUUUGUUAGGCUUGACAGAGAGAGUUAACAGCUGCUUGUAGACAUCCUUCCUUCCUCCUCGCUCCUUCUAGCCCUCCUUCCCUCCCUCCCUUCCCACUGGUUUUUUAGGUGUAUCUGGGUCCCCUAGGUCCACAUGUUAACUGAGAAGCAGACCCUGGGACUGGCACAGACUGGAUGGGGCUGUGGCAGAAUUGGUCCCUGAGUUUCUACUCUCCGAUUCUACUGUUCUUUAAUGUUUCUUAUUAUAGAAUAAAUAAACUUUUGCAUGGAAAAAGUAUAUAAUAAAUUCAAAUUAAUUCCGAAA
Messenger RNA from Trichosurus vulpecula (common brushtail), 1839 nucleotides. Its product is annotated as protein FAM50A. The record is from RefSeq and is a predicted model, not a curated record. Bases 370 to 1452 code for a protein of 360 amino acids. The transcript has 2 exons. Gene Ontology annotation, cellular component: nucleus. Gene Ontology annotation, biological process: chromatin organization. NCBI's taxonomy places the organism in Eukaryota, Metazoa, Chordata, Mammalia, Diprotodontia, Phalangeridae.